AGUCUCAUGUAGCCCAGGCUGACUUUUAAACUUGCUGCAAACAAACUCCAGAUGCAUGUGCCACUCCGGGCUUCUGGCCCUACAUGAACAUAUUGGGGAAUUGAACCCAGGACAUCAGGCUUUUAAGAAGAAAACACAACCUAUAGACCAUCUUCUGGCAGAAGAUGAUAGAUUUGGAUCAGCAACGGGAGGUGUUAAAAGCCAGGAAUCAAAAGUGAAGAAAGUCUGCAAGUCCUGGGUAAGAAAGUUUCCUGUCCCUGUCACCAUGCCAGAAAUGACAGAACAUGAGACUCCUACCAAAAAACAGCACAGAAAGAAAAACCGGGAGACACACAAUGCAGUGGAGAGGCACAGGAAGAAGAAAAUCAAUGCUGGGAUAAGCAGAAUAGGAGAGCUGAUCCCUUGCUCCCCUGCUCUGAAGCAGAGCAAGAAUAUGAUCCUGGACCAAGCCUUCAAAUACAUAACAGAACUGAAGCGGCAGAACGAUGAGCUUCUGCUGAACGGGGGGAAUAACGAACAAGCUGAAGAAAUUAAGAAGCUACGGAAACAACUGGAAGAAAUCCAAAAAGAAAAUGGUCGAUACAUUGAAUUACUGAAAGCAAAUGACAUAUGUUUAUAUGAUGACCCCACAAUCCACUGGAAAGGAAAUCUUAAAAACUCCAAGGUGUCCGUUGUUAUUCCAACUGACCAAGUCCAAAAAAACAUCAUUGUUUAUUCCAAUGGGAGUCAGCCUGGUGGAAACAGCCAGGGAACAGCUGUUCAGGGGAUAACCUUUAAUGUCGGUCACAAUUUACAGAAGCAGACUGCCAAUGUGAUGCCAGUACAGAGGACAUGCAAUCUUGUGACUCCUGUGUCUAUUUCUGGAGUUUACCCUUCUGAAAACAAGCCGUGGCAUCAGACUACAGUUUCUGCAUUGGCUGCCAACCAGCCUGUUCCCCUCUGUCUUCCUGCUGCCAUUUCUGCUCAAAAUAUCCUUGAGCUUUCUGCCUCGGAAAGUGAAUCGAGUGUGCUUGGAGCCACCGGUGGCUCUCUCAUUGCGGUUUCAGUUGGGCCCGAUCCUCACCAACAUCGUUCCUUGCACACAUGUGCUAAUGAUCACAAUGCUUCAGAAAAUAGCACUGGUCAAGAGAGUCCCAAAGUAUUAAAGGAGAUAGCCCCCUGUGUUACGAGCAGUUCCUCCGGCUCCUCAGUAGCUGCCACUAAAGCGCACCAUGGAACCAAGGCCUGCCCUAGUGUCCAGGACGAGAGAGGAGGGUCUCAAAGCACCUUUGUUGUUUCGGUUACCACUACAGUCUGCUCCCAGCCAACCAGAUCUACAGGCGACUCUUCUCCAGCAAGUACGAGCAAGCCCGCCGAGUCAGUGAGUCUAGCCACAGUGGUGGCCCCAGCUGACCUUGGAGUAGGCAAGACCAUCCCCCCAGUAAGCACGCUUUCUGCAAAUCCCUUGGACAGUGGUUGGGCUCUUUCUUGUUCCUUGCCGUCCUCAAGUGUCAGUGCUUCAGAUUUGAAAAACAUUAAUAGCCUUACCCGAAUUUCUUCAGCUGGAAACACACAGACAACGUGGACUACUUUGCAACUGGCAGGAAACACUAUUCAGCCUUUAAGCCAGACGCCCUCUUCUGCGGUGACACCAGCGUUAAGUGAGUCUGGUGCCAGCCCCGCCCCAGGCAACCACAGCAGACCUGCGGCUACAGGCAUCAACUUAAAUAAUUCCCUUCUAGCAGACGGGCAGCCAGUUGAGCAAGUAGUGGUAACUUUGCCUUCUUGUCCAUCCUUACCUAUGCAGCCACUAAUUGCCCAACCACAGGUUAAAUCUCAGCCCCCCAAAAAUAUCCUUCCACUGAAUUCAGCAAUGCAAGUGAUUCAGAUGGCUCAGCCAGUGGGGUCAGCUGUCAGUGCCACUCCCGCCAACCAAAACGUCAUCAUCCUUCAGCCACCCAGCACAACCCCCUGCCCAGCAGUGGUGAGGGCAGAGGUUCCUAACCAGACAGUGGGGCAGCAGAUUGUCAUCAUACAGACGGCGAACCAGAACCCAUUGCCCCUGCUCCCUGCCCCCGGCUCUGUUCGGCUCCCUGUGAAUGGAGCCAGCACUGUAAUUGGGUCUCAUAAUUCAGUGCAAAAUGUGUCAGCCCCACAGACUUUUGGGGGAAAGCAUCUGGUCCAUAUAUUACCAAGACCUUCGUCUUUGUCCACAUCCAAUUCAACACAGACUUUCUCAGUCACCAUGUCAAACCAACAGCAGCCUCAGACCAUUUCUUUAAAUGGACAGCUCUUUGCUCUGCAGCCUGUGAUGUCUUCAUCAGGAACUACUAAUCAAACCCCUAUGCAAAUCAUUCAACCCACCACCAGCGAAGAUCCAAAUACCAAUGUUGCCCUGAAUACAUUUGGCGCUCUGGCCAGCCUCAAUCAAAGCAUAUCGCAGAUGGCUGGGCAAAGCUGUGUACAGCUGUCUAUUAGCCAGUCUGCCAGUCCUCAAACUGCUGCAAAUGGUCAGACCACCCCAGCUAACUGUGUUUCACUAACGACAACUGUCGCACCUCCUACGACCACAGAUAAUUCAGCAACGCUCCCCAGUACUUAUAAUCCUGUGACUUCUUCCUCAACAAACACUGUUGCUUGUUUGCCCUCUAGCGUGAAGUCAAAAAGAUUAAAUAAGAAGUCGGGUGCCAAGAAACCUUUAGCAGUUAACAAGCCAGCAUGUCCCCUGAAUCCAGCCAGAGACGUGGGCAAGUUAGACUGCCCCAGCAUCAAAGGUUCCGUAGAGCCGUCAUGCAGUGACGAACUUCUGGACAGCCUCCCAGUGGGCCAGCCAGGUACUGCUGCCUUGCAGGCAAAUGGUGGAAGUGUUUCUGCUGCGCAGACCAUGGACAUUCUGAAUUCCGAAUCCGUGAUCCCUGCGUCUGAAUCCACACUGAAGUCAGCAGAGGAGUCCGGUGUACCCUCCCACGAACCUGAAACAAGUGAAUGUUUUGCAGUGGCCCCAGCAAAAUCCAAAGAUCCUACCCCCAUGUUGCAACAGGAGACAUCUCAGGAUAAACCCACUACUGUAGCAUUGUCUGAUGCUGCCAAGUCCUGCUCUUCCGCCGAUGUGUUGACUCCAUCUCCAAAUGAUCCUCAGAUUUUGGUUUCUCAGGUUUCUGGCUUGUCAUCCACCACAAGCGCUUCGAGCAUUGACUGUGUUUCUGAGGUAGAAAUCAUCACAGAACCUUGCAAGACCCAGCAGGAUUCAUCAGAUACAAUGCAAAGCUUAAAGGGGCAAGGCCUAACUACGUUGCUGUCUGACCUCAGUAAAGAAAGAGACCUUCAGAAAUCGUCUCUUUCUGUCCAGAUGAGCCAUCCUGACUUUCCUGCAGAACAUCCUAAGGUAGGGGACUCGGGCGUGCGUUUACAUCCCGAGCAGGACCUGUCACUGCUGAGCAGCGACGACAGAGAUGCGGCCCCGCCCCCCUCCUGCCUCCCUGGUCAAGAGGCGCCCAGUGGGCCUCCACUCACCAGCAGCCAGGCCGACUCUCCCAUGUCCACCAGCUCGGGCAGCAGUCGUAGCUUCUCAGUUGCGUCCAUGCUUCCUGAAACCACUCGAGAAGAUGUGACGAGCAGCGUAGCACCUGGUACGUGUGACAGCUGUACCUUUGCAGAGCAAACCGACAUCGUAGCUCUUGCAGCCAGAGCUAUUUUUGACCAGGAGAGCACUGAGAAAGGAAGGGUUGGCAACCAGGCUGAUAUAAGGGAAGUCACCGCGAAGCCUUCUGAAACAUCCUUAGAGGGAGAGCAGCCUUUCAAGUCACAGAUGGCCAAGGACAGUGACCCGGGCCAGGCAGUGCCGGCGCCUGAUGAGUUCAGCACUCGGGAUUCGGUGCCUCUGGAAAAGCCAAGCUGCUCUCUAGGAAUGAAAGCACCCAGUGCCUCCCUGCAGGGGCCAGCCUCGCAGCCUCCCAGCCUCACCAGCUUGAGUGUGAACAAUCUCGUCCACCAGAGCGCUGUCGGCCACCCUCUUGUCAGCUGUGCCGGCUUGUCUCAGAGUCCGGAGCAAGCGUCGGCUCCGGCCAGCGUCAACCUGACUGCUUCGGGCAGCUCCUACGGCAGCCAGCCCGGGCCAGCGCUGAUGACGGACUAUGCCCAGGAGCCGCUGAACGCAAUGCCGAGUACCGUGCCCAGCUCACAGAUGCAGGAGCCUCUCCUGAAGCCUGGUCACGAAAGCCGGAAAGAUUCUGCGAAGCGUACUGUCCAAGAUGACCUUUUACUGUCCUCAGCCAAGCGGCCAAAGCACUGCCAGCCUGGCCCGCGCAGACUGGAAAGCAUGCCCCUGCUGAGCAGGGCGCCAGACAGCCUUUCUGAGCAGACCCAGAUGAUGGCUGGUCAGCUCCCUCCCAACUCCUCCAACUCGGCUGUGCCUGUUAGCAACCCGGCGCAUGGAGAUGGCCUCUCACGGCUCUUCCCGCCUGGCAACAACUUCGUGGCCCCUGCGCUGAGACAAGCCGACGUGCAGUGCGGUCCUCAGCCUCCGGUUGCUGAGCAACAGCAGCAGCAGCAGCAGCAGCAGAGCCAGGCGAGUCAGCACCUGCAGGCCCUGCAGCAGCACGUUCCCGCUCAGGGGGUGUCUCACCUUCACAGCAACCACGUCUACAUGAAGCAGCAGCAGCAAGCAGGGCAGCUGAGAGAGAGGCACCACCUGUACCAGCUGCAGCAUCACGUGCCUCACGCCGAGAGCGCCGUCCACCCUCAGCCCCAUAGCGUGCACCAGCAGAGGAGUCUGCAGCAGGAGGUCCACAUGCAGAAAAAGAGGAAUCUUGUGCAGGGCACGCCUGCCUCUCAGCUUUCCUUACAACCAAAGCACCAUGGAACUGACCAGGCGCGGCCCAAGAGUGGUCAGCCCCAUCCCCACCAUCAACAGUUGCAACAACAGAUGCAGCAGCACUUCGGAGGAUCCCAGCCAGAGAAGAGCUGUGAAAACCCGUCAGCUAGCCGGAACCACCCCAGCCAGCCCCAGAACCAUCUCAACCAAGACAUUCUGCACCAGCAGCAGGGCGUCGGAAGCAGACAACAAGGCUCAGGGGCUUCUUCUGACCAUGGCUCCGGGCAUAAUCCAAUGCAGAGGCUUUUGCCAUCCAGAGGCUUAGAGCAGCAAAUGGUGUCCCAACCAAGUAUUGUGACUAGACCUUCAGACAUGACCUGUACUCCUCACAGGCCAGAAAGGAAUCGAGUGUCAAGUUACUCGGCUGAGGCGCUCAUUGGGAAGACGUCUUCUAACUCCGAGCAGAGGAUGGCCAUAUCAAUUCAGGGUUCCCGAGUUUCAGAUCAACUUGAAAUGAGAAGCUAUCUCGAUGUUCCCAGAAACAAGAGCCUUGCUCUUCAUAAUAUGCAGGGUCGUGUGGAUCAUACUGUUGCCUCAGAUAUCCGUCUUUCUGAUUGUCAGACGUUUAAGCCAAGUGGAGCCAGCCAACAGCCCCAGAAUAAUUUUGAAGUCCAAUCUUCAAGAAACAGUGAGAUCGGUAACCCUGUAUCAUCACUGAGGAGUAUGCAAUCCCAGGCUUUUCGGAUUAGCCAAAACACUGGCCCACCAUCAGUCGACCGCCAAAAGAGAUUACCUUACCCGCCAGUUCAGAGCAUCCCUACGGGAAAUACCAUCCCCCCGAGGGAGAGUGAAAAUACAUGUCACCAAAGUUUCAUGCAGAGCUUGCUUGCACCUCACCUCGGUGACCAAGUCAUUGGAAGCCAAAGGUCACUCUCAGAACAUCAGAGGAAUACACAGUGUGGUCCAUCCUCGGCAAUUGAAUAUAAUUGUCCCCCAGCUCAUGAAGGCGUCCAUAUCAGAAGAGAGGGUGAGAGUCAGAAUAGGGAGAGUUGUGACAUGUCUUUAGGUGCAAUAAACACCAGGAACAGUACCCUCAAUAUUCCUUUUUCAAGUUCCUCUUCCUCGGCUGAUAUUCAGGGCCGAAACACAAGCCCCAAUGUUUCUGUACAAAAGUCCAACCCCAUGAGGAUUACUGACAGUCAUGGGGCCAAGGGCCACAUGAACCCUCCUGUCACAACCCACAUGCAUGGGGUGGCAAGGCCAUCUUUGCCACAUCCCUCUGUGUCUCACGGGAAUGCCGACCAAGGGCCUCCUGUACGUCAGGCUAAUUCUUCAGUUCCCCAGAGAUCAAGGCAUCCCCUGCAAGACGGCAGUGGGUCUAAAAUUCGUCAGCCUGAAAGGAGUCGUUCUGGAAACCAAAGGCACAGUAAUGUCUUUGAUCCUAGUCUUCCUCAUCUUCCUCUUUCUGCUAGUGGCAGUAUGAUUCUUGGACGUCAGCAACCCACUACAGAGAAGAGAGGAAGUAUUGUUCGUUUUAUGCCUGAUAGCCCACAAGUACCAAAUGAUAAUUCAGGUCCUGACCAGCAUGCGCUGUCACAAAACUUUGGUUUUCCUUUUAUUCCCGAGGGUGGCAUGAAUCCACCAAUAAAUGCCAACACUUCCUUCAUUCCACAGGUGACUCAGCCUAGUGCCACACGAACUCCAGCCCUUAUCCCAGUAGAUCCCCAGAACACCCUGCCCUCCUUCUACCCGCCGUACUCUCCUGCCCACCCCACCCUGUCCAAUGACAUUUCUAUCCCCUAUUUUUCUAAUCAGAUGUUCUCCAAUCCUAGCACCGAGAAAGUAAACAGUGGAAGUUUAAAUAACCGAUUUGGAUCCAUUUUAUCUCCUCCCAGACCUGUGGGCUUUGCUCAACCCAGCUUUCCUCUCCUGCCUGAUAUGCCACCAAUGCACAUGGCCAAUUCUCACUUAUCCAACUUUAAUAUGACAUCUUUGUUCCCAGAAAUAGCAACAGCCCUUCCUGACGGCUCAGCAAUGUCACCUUUGCUUACCAUAGCCAACUCCUCUGCCUCGGACUCUUCCAAGCAGUCCUCAAACAGACCUGCCCACAACAUAAGCCAUAUUUUAGGUCAUGACUGCAGUUCAGCUGUUUAAAUUUCUGAACCACAUGUAAAGAUUGUGGCUGAGAUGACUGGUGUCCUUAUGUGUAUGUGUUCAUUGAGAGAGACUGUGUGCAUGUGUGUCUUUGUGGGGGAUAAUAGUUCUGCAGGUAGCUUCUGGUUGUAGGGAAGCCACUUCAGAGCUGAUGCAUAUAUAUAUACGAGGAUUAUCAGAACAAAUCAUCUUUCAUGUUUUGCUUCCUGGUGUGCUAUUUUCAAUCUUCCCAGUGGCUCACACUUUCAGGUUUGAUUUGUGAUCUUUUAUUCCCUAAAGAACACCAACUGGAAAUUAGAUGGUCUUGGCAUGUGCUGGAUGUGGGGAGAGGAUGAGGGUUUCAACUUGAUUUGUGAUGUGUUGUAAAGCAGAUGAGGUACUGCCCAAAAAUGUGCGAAUGACGAUUUGUCACUAGAUGUUGGCCAAGGUCCACGUCUGAAAUUUCUUCCCCAUGGCUGGUGUUGAAUUGGUGUUGAAUUAAAUACACAAAAUUAAAGCCAAGCAGUUAGCAAAUAAACGAAUUGUUUAGUCGACCUUCA
Messenger RNA from Jaculus jaculus (lesser Egyptian jerboa), 7485 nucleotides. It is a transcript of the gene Usf3, whose product is annotated as upstream transcription factor family member 3. Lineage: Eukaryota; Metazoa; Chordata; Mammalia; Rodentia; Dipodidae. The record is from RefSeq and is a predicted model, not a curated record. The coding region runs from base 56 to 6946 and encodes 2296 amino acids. The transcript has 7 exons. Gene Ontology annotation, molecular function: protein dimerization activity.